UCUCUCUCACCACUCCAAGUGCAUGGGUGAAGGGCCCGCGUCGCUGUGUGCCGUGUGUUUGAGUUCGAUUUUUUUGUUUCGCCGGCAUUUUCGGAUAAAGCACCGAGACAAACAAAGCGCAAUUUUCAAUCACCGCAGGAUCUGGUGACAGUAAGUGCGUGUGUGUGUAAAGAAAAAAAAAAGAUAAAAUAAUUGUUUGCGAAUAGCAAGAAGCGGUUUAAGUCAAAGUGGCCUUUCAACGGCCGGCGCAUAUCGAAUGCAUCUUCGAUUUGCUAGUUGCAGAGACAAGUGAUCAGUGCCGUGGUCAGUGAACCAGACCCGAUACAUCGAAAGGAAAGGAUACAACUGAUCCUUGCCGCGGUAAACAAAAACAAACCACCAUCUUUUGCAGCAUCUCGCGUCCAAGCAAGUCUACACAACACAAUCGUUUUGGUGGGUCGUCAAACGGUGACAAGCGCAAAGGGCACAGGGCACAGAGCAGUCAGUGAACGUGAAAACAAGCAAAGGAAAAGAAAAGCAAAAAAGGAAUACACACAAACGACCAGUGAAGCGGUAAGAAAUAUAUCGUAAAACGAUAGUGUAAAACGGAGGAAAGAAAAAAGCCUGUCAAGACGCACCAGGAAACACAAAACGAUCGAAAAACUCGUUUUUCAUUGCGAGCCCGCGCGCGUGUGUGUAUGUGUGUGUAAGUUGCGGUAUGAAAGAGUGUACUAGUGUGCGUGCGCGUUGUGUUUGAUUUAGGCCUCACGCUUGUAACGAUCACCGUUGGUGGGAAGGAGACCGAGCGCGAGCACAAAACACGUGUGCCAGAGUGAGAAAGAGCAAAAGAGUGAGCGAGCAAACGGUGCGGUGAGCGCGUUCUGAUCGAAGCAGGGCUUGAAGCAAUCCAGCCGCGAUCGAUCAAGAUUAUCCUUAAUUUCUUUCUCGUUCUUUUUGUUGGCGAUCAAUGAAACCCGUCCCCGUGUUGGUGUGUGCAGAAUUGAUGAAACAAGCAACAUAUCACAGGCAAGCAAUAAAGUAAAUUAAAAAGAAACACCAAAAACCAAACACGAGCGAAAAAAAAGUGCCUUUUAUGAGAAAUUGUGCCCGCUUUAAGUAAAGUGCAACGUGACGAUAAGUUGUUCUCUUGUGCAACCCAAACUGCACGUACCCGUGUGUUUGUGCACGGAGUGUAUCUGUGCCGUGGAUGUGUUUUAUGUUGAAUUACAAAUAAAAAAGUGAUACUGAAAAGUGCAAACAACACACAAAGCGAGAUGAAAUUUGAUUCGUCCGUUUAACAAAAAGAAAAGGAAAGAGUAUAAAGUGCUAUUUGGCAGUUUGGUCUCGUUUCGAUGUCGAAAUCUGUCGCCCUUUAUUUUAUUAUUUGCUGAGGAAGAGGAAAAAACCAGCGACAGCAAAACAAUAUAGCAACAUCGGUCCCCUAACUAGUGCGGCAAACAAGAUGCGCGUGAUCGUGUUUUUGUCGAUCGAGUAAGGGUUUCGCAUGGUGCCGGAAAAAGAAAAGCGAAACUGAGAUACAUCGAAGGUGCAAUUAUAUACGCCAGCUCACCCAAAGCGUGCACCAGGGAAAACUCCCAAACUAAAAGCGAACAAAAGAAUCGCGCGAGACCGAUCGGCCGAUGCAGUGGACCGUUGCCCAGUCAUAACAGAACACACCGGCAGAGUGAGUUGAGUGUGUGCCGCCAGCGAGCGCGACUUGGAAGCAAAACAAUUGUGAGAGAAUACGGCAGCAGAGGAGUGAUCACCAAGGGCCAGAAUGGAAGCGAACAGGCGGUAACAUUUGCUCUUGCUGAAUGUUAGACCUAAUGAUCGCUGUGGCUCCACAGACAGGCUCGCUUUAUAGUAUGCUGACAAUUUGUUGUUCCGUUUAGAUACCCUGUGUGCGUGUGUGUGUGUGAAUGUUUGAGAGUUCAACGUAUAGAAAUGAGUGUAGCUCUGUGCCACUAACCGCAAACCGAUCACUUCCAUCACACGAUCUCAGGCAAGUGAAGAGCGAAUUAGCCAAUUCCAUUGUAGUACCUGUGCCCUGUCUAAACGAAACGUGUGCCCCGAGAAGCGGCACAAGUGCCCGAAGAUGUUGGACACGAUAAGCAGGAGACGGAAGGACGACGAACCACACACAACGAACAGUGGUGGUAGGAGGCUGCCGCUACGCAGUACCCACCGGACGAUGCACCUGACGGAAGGCGUUCUAGCGGCAGCAGCACUGUUCAUCAUCAGUCAGUGCGUCGUACGCGUUGACAGUUGGGUGCCAGAUGUCCAGAGCAAGAUACGCAUCCCAUACGAUGCUACCGUGCCGUCCUUUUUUGGCAACAGUACCGAUUAUUUCAAGCUGCUGGAUGCGAACGAGCAGUACAUACUGAUCGGCGCCCGGAAUGCGGUGUACAACAUCUCGAUCGAUCGGCUGGUGGAGCUGCCGGGCCAGCGGAUCAGCUGGCCAUCGUCUGACGCCCACCGGGAGCUGUGCACGCUGAAGGGCAAGCACGAGCAGGACUGCCAGAACUACAUCCGCGUGUUUGCGCGCAUCAAUGCGAACCGCAUCAUGGUGUGCGGCACGAACUCGUUCAAACCCCUGUGCCGCUACUACAACGUCCUCCCGGGCAACGGGUCGCUGGUGUACGAUAACAACGAGCUGGAAGCGCAGGGCCGCUGCCCGUACAAUCCGCAGCAUAACAGCACGUACGUGUACACCGAUGGGCAGCUGUACUCGGCCACGGUGGCGGACUUUUCCGGCGCGGACGCGCUGAUCUAUCGGGAGCCGCAGCGGACGGAGCAGUUCGACAGCAAGCAGCUCAAUCAGCCCGCGUUUGUCAGCGCGAUCGAGUACAACGGGUACGUGAUGUUUUUCUACCGCGAGGUCGCGAUGGAGUACAUGAACUGCGGCAAGGCCAUCUACUCCCGGGUGAGCCGGGUGUGCAAGAACGAUAAGGGUGGACCGUACCCGUUCCAGGACAAGUGGACCUCGUUCCUGAAGGCACGGCUAAACUGUUCCAUUCCCGGCGAAUAUCCGUUCUACUUCGAUGAGCUACAGGCGACAACGAACGCGAUCAGCGGCACGUAUGGCGGUGUGCGGAACAAAAUCAUCUACGGCAUUAUGACGACGCCGGAAAACGCCAUCGGCGGAUCGGCCGUGUGUGCCUUCUCGGUGGAGGACAUCAUGGAAGCGUUCGAGGGACCGUUCAAGGCGCAGCGCGACAUCCAUUCGAACUGGCUGCAGGUGCCGCCGAGCGCGGUGCCCGAACCGCGCCCCGGCAAGUGUGUGGACGAUAGCCGUACGCUUCCGAAGGCGCUGGUUAACUUCGUCAAGACGAACAACCUGAUGGACAGCUCGGUACCGUCGGUACACUCGCGGCCCGUCUUUACGCGCGUCAGCCUGUACUAUCGCCUCUCGGCGAUUGCGGUCGAUCCGCAGGUGAAGGCACUGGACGGCCAGCGGUACGAUGUGAUCUUUGUCGGCACGAACGACGGCAAGGUGAUCAAGUUCGUGAACAUCCUGUCGGCGAACACGUCGGACGAUGUGCGCACGGUGGUGAUCAGCGAGACGCAAGCGUUCCCGCCCGGUACGAAGAUCAACGAGAUGACGAUUUCGAAGAAGAACGCGGCCCUGAUCGUGAUCAGCAGCGGGAAGAUCAUUUCACUGCCGCUGCACACCUGCAACGAGCACAGCUUCAAGACGUGCCGCAAGUGUUUGGAUCUGCAGGAUCCGUACUGUGCGUGGGACGACCUGAAUCGGGACUGCAAACCGAUCGACGAGGUGCAUGCGUCCGGGGCGCCGAUUGAUCAGUUCUACCAGCGGCUGGAUGGGGAGCGCAUCGGGGAGAUUUGCAGGAAGUACGACCAUCAGGAACCGACGGUACACACGUACGAGGAUAACGAUGUGUACACGCGGGUCGACGGGUCCGGGGCGGUGGAAAAGCCGGACAAAUCGUUCGACCAGCGCAAUGUGCUGAUCGUCCACGCAAACCACGGUACGGUGUCGUCGGUGGGGCCGGAAGAUAUCGACAACGAGAUAUCGAUGUCGUCGAUGGAAGGUGACGAGCAAACGAACCGGAUCAUCAAUACGCUUCAGUACCAGCCCAAGCCGGAUACAUUCGUGAAGCAAAAUGUGCUAUCGGCAACACCGAACCUGAUAUCGCUACUGUUAGGUUUCAUCGUGACCGUGAUGGUGAGCGUUGGAGUGGGCUGUCUCUUCAUGCGCCACCUAAUGCUGAAGAAAGGGCAGGGAGGAUGCGAACACCGCAAUCAGCUGCACUGGCAAAGCGGCAAAAGCCUCUCAAUGCUGUCCCAGACGCGCACGAGCGGCAAGGACGUGAACCUGCUAAUGAACACGACCAACCAGUACCACACGCAGCAGCAAGCGAUCGUGCAGCAGCUGCAGCAGCACCAUCAGAACAACUGCAAGGAUAAUAUCGACUUUGACUACAAGGACCGCAGCGUGGAGUGCAAAAACUCGACCGAAAAUCUCGAGAAGGACAUCAGCAAAGGGAUGGGCACGCUGCAGAAGGUGAAAAAGACGUACAUAUGAUUUACUGCUGUGCUACUAAACAACCAACACCGUCUUACACCCGUCCGGAUGACGUUGUUGGUGGCGGCGGUGGGUGACCGAUUUUUUUAUUAGAAGACCCCAUUUCCUUCUUAACGCUCUGGCGAUGGGCGACGGUGUGUCUGACUCUUCUGCUCACAAACCUCCAUCUUUUCCAUAUCUCGAGGAACGUCUUCUUUCUCCCCCCCGUGCACUACGAAGAGGGGGUAAAGACACACAAAACCUCGAGCGACGCUUCUUUUCUACUUCUUUUGGUGGUUGGUAUAUUAAGCUCUGUGUAUGUAUGUGGGGAUCAUUUUAACCCAGCGCUCUCGGAGAAGAUCCGCCACGGAAAAGGAUAAGAGUAAGACGAAUCCAUUCUAAGUACACCAUUGAAAAUCGAAGCACAAUCGAGGCUCUGAGCCAAAUUUGUUAGGGGAAAAAGCAUUUCAGACACAAACGCAAAAACCCUCCCGGUCUCCAAAACAUCAGGACACAGAUCGUGUGUUAGAUUCCGGUCAGGUUCUCGGUAAAGGUUCCGGUUCGAUUUCAUCAUCCCGGUUGUUUGCGAUUUUGUUAUGGUGAACGGAAUGGAAUGUUUAAGGUAACUACUCUCUCGCUCUUUGAAAUGGCUAUAUAGCACUACAACUUCUUAACGAUUUCCUAAUACGCAUGCAUGUACUGUGGUUAAACCUUUCUAAUACGCUCUUACAGCUCUUAAAGAGUGCUAAGUGGGAUAAUAUCAAUCGAAACACACACACUGGCUAACAGGCGCUUUCUAUUGUAAACUGACAAACCGCGGCAAACGCGUGAAGAAGUAAGAAACUUGCGUCCCGAUAAUUGGCCCCUCAUCUUCUGUCUGCUAACCCAAAAUGUGCUUCUCAUUCUCCGUGGGUAAUUUCUUUUAUUAAUUUAUUACUUCUAUCUAAAGCUUCUUUCUGUCGAGCACAAACACGCCUUAAUCCUCUUGCUUAGAGGAGAUCAUCUGUGUCUGUGAUUAACGUUUGUUUCAAUGUUCCUUUCUGCAAACGAUUAACAAGUGCCUUGUUUUUUGCCCUGGCAUGCUACUAAUAUCAAACCGAGAGAAACGAACCUUAAAACCUAAACGAACGAACGUACUUUUUUUUCUCCAUUCCGUUCCCAUAACUACAGACUCGCCACUUGAAGACGUUUAAACCGUAAAAAAAAGGGAAACGAGCCCGUUCAGGCCGAACCAAGUGUCCAUUUUGAUGCACUCCAAUAGCGUUCGGGGAAGCAUCCGCGAGAGAGUGUUUGUUUGAGAGAGUUUGUGUGUGUGUAACCUGCAUGCAAAAAAAAAAAACGAAAUAUGCCAACCAAAAUCGAAAUUGAAGAGAAGCAGUUCGUGAGAAGUCUGCUUUUUUCUUCUAUAUUGUAAAUGUGUGCCCCCCCGACCCCCACCAGAAGACGGUAGUCAGCCCAGUUUUGAUCGAGGAAAGUGACACGAGAGUGAGACUGUGUGCCUAGCACGAAAACAGAAGAAGAACCCUCCCAUUGUAAGUCCUUUAUUUGGUGCGUUGAUGAGAUGAAACGCACCUUCCCCCCUUUGCACAGAAAGUGCCUCCAGCGCCGGUUGUUGUAGGUUGGCAGGGCAGGGAGGGGAGCCAGCUGAACGAACACCCCCGCCUUCCCAGCGUCUAGCGUCUACGUUCUGCAACUGCGAAUUCGUUCUUGCGAAAACUUAUGCGUUCCAAUCAAAAAGCGAGCCGAGCUCGUGUCGUUUAGGAGAUAAGAAGGUAAACAAAAAAUUGUAAAAAAAGCAGUAUCCCCACGAAUGGAUACGGUUGGGGACGGGCAGGGUGGUCCAGCAUCUCCUUGGGCGUCCCCCCUUUAUCACAUGCGAGAGUUGAGCUGCCAGGAGGAAGAGAGGCAGUAUGAGGACGAUAUUUGAACAAUUUUUUUCAUUACAUUAAUGACCAUUAAUUUUGAGUAAGCUUAGGGCAAGUAGAGAUUAAAGCGAAGGAUUCCCUGUACAGAGUAAAGGACAAGAAAGGAAAAAAGCCCGCGAAAUAAUAGGACCCAAUAGUAGCGCAGCGUACGAGCAAUAUAGAUCGCGCUACAAUGUUAGUGAAUGUGUUUUUUUUAAACUUCUUUAUACAAUAUCGAUGAUAAUGGAUAAUGUUAUUUUACAAUGAAGCUCUCCCACGUCUAUAGGUUAGUAGCGAUAUCAUAAUGUCGACCGUAAACAAUACAGCUGUACAAACGAAACGAAACAAAAACCGACACCGAUUACAAAUAGCUAUGAAGCAGAGGUUGUCCGUAUUUCCAAACUCCAAUGGGGAGCAAUGUUCGGCGCUAACGUUGAUACGUUUUAUUUAAUUAUUUUGCUCAAGAAUCUCUGUCAAGAAACAGUACUGUAUGUACUGUUGGUGCAAGCAAAUGCUGGCACAAAAAAAAAACAAAAUACUCCUUCGACUGUUACAUGUGUUUAGCCGUUUCGUUUCGGAUACGUUCGGUACGUUUGUGUUUUUUUGUUUGUUUGUUUAUUGUUUUUUUUUUUUAAAUCGCAUUAGCCCACCUUAUUUUUUGUUUUACACUUUGAAACAACAAACGACCGAAGAAACAAACGAGCAAGCAACACAGUGGCUUUAAGUUUUAAGCGUGAGAUGAAUUAAUGUAUGCCACGUUGAUUGCAACCCAACAAAUAGGUAGCAAACACGUGAUGCAUCACUCGAAUGCUUGCAAUAAUAGUGGAACAAAUACAUAAAUACGUCAUUUAUACAGUAACGGAAACAUUUUAAUAGGAAUAGGCAUUUGCGCGCUAGCCGAUGAAGGAUGUAGUGAUAAAAAAGCAAUGGAACACGGCGAUAAGCCUAAGGAGAAUGGAGAAGGAUGGCGACAGGCGAAACAAUGUGAUAAAAAUGAGUAUUUUAAUUAUUUUUUUUUCGAGCCUCAACGUCUUCUCCAAAACGAUUGUAAACGAUUAUGUGUGUGUGUGCGAGAAUUGUAUGGAUGUGUUUUAACGUAGUAAGUGUAUGUGUGUAUGUGUACGUGAGCGUAAUAAUUGUUACAACUUGCAGUAGCUAGCAGGGACGACGUAACGCUGAUUUUAAUAGUGAAAGAGCUGCCGCCUCAUGUCAUUAGUAAAAGAGCUUAUGCAGAAAUGUACCCAACCCUCCCCAGCACAGUUCUGAGUUUAACUAUUGAAAUAAGCAAAACAACAACAAAAUGCCUUCAACAGACUAUCCGGAGAAGAUACUCCACGAGCACGAGGGCAAACGACGGCUAAACGCUCUGCUCCUGGACAGUGUUUUGGGAUUCCAAUUUGUGCCUGGUGGUAUAAGCUGCAAGCAAAACAAAGGAUACCUACAAGCAGCAAUUAAUAGCAAACAAUUGAGUCUUUUGGAAGGGCUACCGGCUAAUUAGGGAUAAGGUGAAAAGUGCAACUAGCGAUAGUAAUAACUAGCAAUAGAGAUAGAUAAGGAAUUCGUAACAGACUCUCAACAAUCAGUGAAAAGUCCAUCGAUAGCGUUUGAAAGCGAUAUACAUGAUGCAUACAUAGUAAUUGUAAACAGCCCGUGUCUUACUGUACAUAUACUUGGACGAUCGAAAUAAAAAGUGAAUAAAUUGUGA
Messenger RNA from Anopheles merus, 8113 nucleotides. Its product is annotated as semaphorin-1A. Lineage: Eukaryota; Metazoa; Arthropoda; Insecta; Diptera; Culicidae. Gene Ontology annotation, molecular function: chemorepellent activity; semaphorin receptor binding. The record is from RefSeq and is a predicted model, not a curated record. Gene Ontology annotation, biological process: semaphorin-plexin signaling pathway; negative chemotaxis; negative regulation of axon extension involved in axon guidance. The transcript has 7 exons. The coding region runs from base 2075 to 4525 and encodes 816 amino acids.